Biomphalaria glabrata is the source of this 870-nucleotide messenger RNA. RefSeq lists its product as uncharacterized. The transcript has 3 exons. Lineage: Eukaryota; Metazoa; Mollusca; Gastropoda; Planorbidae. The record is from RefSeq and is a predicted model, not a curated record. The coding region runs from base 117 to 731 and encodes 204 amino acids.
AUUUGUGUUUUGGAAUCAUGGGACGUUCAAGUGAAGUAUAUAAGGAGGUCAGAUUUUUUUUUAACCCAGGGUAAACUUAUUUAUUACACUUGAAGACAGAGAAGACAGUAACCACAAUGAACUGUGUGCUUUUAAUUUUCGUUGCUGUAUUAUUGGGCAAUACAUCUUGUGACAACACAUCCAGCGAAACCAUAAUGCCGUCAAAAACAGAAUCUAGUAUCGAAACAACCGCAACAACGGAUGAAAACACAAAACCAACCAGUACAUCCGGAAUAGACUCGUCUACUGAAACCCCAUCUAGUGUCACCUUAAUGCCAUCGCAAACAGAAUCUGGUACCAUAUCAACUGCAACAAUAAAUGAAGUCACAGCUUCAGCUACAGAGAGUGCUUCCAAAAUCGAGUCCUCUACUGAAACCUCAUCUAGUGUCACCUUAAUGCCAUCGCAAACAGAAUCUGUUAUCAAACCAACUGCAACAACGAACGAAGUCACAGCUUCAGCUACAGAGAGUGCUUCCAAAAUCGAGUCGUCUACUGAAACCUCAUCUAGUGUCAACAUAAUGCCAUCGCAAACAGAAUACAUCAGCGAACCGACUGCAACAACUAAUGAAAACCCAACACCAACCAUGAGCAGUACAUCCACAUCAAAUACACCAACUAACGGUGUUGUCCAAGUGGUGAGUUCCAUGACCAUCAUCAUGUUCACUCUCUGUCACCAAAUGUUUCUAAAAUAAGAGUGACCACAGAUAAAUCUAAAGCAUGUGUGUUUUGUUUUUUAUACCAGAUUUAUUUUUCUAGCUUUUAAUAGUCUGACAAUUUGCUGUAAAGUUAUUUUUAUUUAAUGCAGAUUUAUUCUUGAAGUUAGUUCAACUA